Molecule: messenger RNA, 936 nt
Organism: Anisakis simplex (herring worm)
Lineage: Eukaryota; Metazoa; Nematoda; Chromadorea; Rhabditida; Anisakidae
Source: the annotation of a GenBank genome assembly
AUGGUCACCCUGGAGAGCGUCGCCGGUGAAGCGGCCACUCACCAGCCGAACUUUUCGGACAAUGAGGCACCGUCGCCGUCGAAUUGCCGAAGGACUGCCGGUACCGUAACCUCAAUGGCGGGAACCGUAUGUCAACCGGCCGCCACAACGACCACUGCUCAGCUACACCAUCCGAAGCCGACAAUUACGAAUCCUCUCACCGAGCACACCUAUCGAAGUAACGCCAGGAGCGCGUUUGGCGGCCGUAGCGGCGGAAAGAAUUUGCCCGCCCAAUUUGCCGGCGGGUCGAAUUUACCCGCCCAAUUUGGCAGCGGCGGCGGCGGGAAAAAUUUGUCCGCCCUUCAGUUAGCAUCCAAAAGUAGCAGUAAUUUGUGUAUUAAUGAUAGUAGUGGUGCUGCCACUGGGUUGUUGAUGAAGCCAAAAAUUUCACGCUCAGUGAGUAUAAAUAACUAUGAUGGUACUAAUGAUAAUGAUAAUAAUAAAUUUAAUAUGAGCAACUCCUAUACGUAUAGUAGUAAUAGCGCUGCAGCAGCCGCAAGCCAUGGUAAUUUGAAUUUGGCGCCACAAAAUAAUUUCUGUGGGAAUUGGGCUGCGACAGGUGGAGGUGGAGGUGGAGGGGUUGGAGGAGGUGAGGGUAGCCAAUGGCGAAGACAGAGUAAAUUUGCGCGCAAGUACGAGCGAGAGGCCGCAGCGUUCGCCCGGGGUGUUGCGCACGAGGUGCCGACUCCGGCUCCGAGCCGGGCUCCGACACCGAGUAGGGCUCCGACUCCGGCCGGAGCAGCUCCGACCCCAACCCGGGGAACCCCUUCGCCGUCAUCGUUUAUGGCCACACCCGGACACGUAGUGCCCACCAUGUUGACACAGGCUCAAGCUCAAGCUCAAGCGCAGUGCCCACCUCAAGUAAUCAUCACAACGCCAAAUCAUGUCCUCUUAUAA